Exophiala viscosa is the source of this 2107-nucleotide messenger RNA. RefSeq names its product metalloreductase Fre8. Lineage: Eukaryota; Fungi; Ascomycota; Eurotiomycetes; Chaetothyriales; Herpotrichiellaceae. Gene Ontology annotation, molecular function: ferric-chelate reductase activity. The transcript has a single exon. Gene Ontology annotation, biological process: iron ion transport; intracellular iron ion homeostasis; copper ion import. Bases 277 to 1980 code for a protein of 567 amino acids. The record is from RefSeq and is a predicted model, not a curated record. Gene Ontology annotation, cellular component: plasma membrane.
UUCUCUCUAUCUGAGGUUGACUUAUGCCUCAUCUCGCUCAACAUGACCAUAACAAUCCUGUACUCUAACACUUCAGUCCGCCAAUCUUGAAUAUGCUGAUCGCCAUUGAUUCAGCCUUCGCGCGAAGUGUCGACCACUCCAAAGCAGCUUGAUUGUCAGCCACGCCUUUAGAGGUGCAAGGGGUUUGGUAUUGGCGGUGACGCUUGACGCCUCAUCAAUCCUGGAUACCAAUAUCAUCGAACCACCGCGGCUGUCGAAACAAGAAAAACAGUCACGAUGGCGUACUCUUUCGUCACACUUACGUCCGCCGAAAAGGACGAACGCCGCCGUCAACUCAAUCUUUCUGGAGAAAUGGCCUGGGUCAGUCCCAUCAUCAUUCUACUAGGUGUAUACAUACACCGCAAACUCCUGCGUCCUUUACUGAGUCAGACGCUCCCACCGCAUUUGUUGGUCCAGUGGCGUCGAGUAUCAUGGGUCCUCGGCACAAAGACAUCCAUCGGCGGUACCGGCGACUUCGGUCCCCUGGGCGUUCAACUCUUUGGCGCGCUGUACCUUAUAUGGCUUCUCGUCCUGAUCUUCCGGUCCACAGGGCAGGAUUACAUGCACCUUGCCAAAGCGUUUGGACAUGUCGCUGUGUCGCAACUACCGUUGAAUUAUCUGCUCGGUAUGAAAUCUAUGUGGUCUCCUGUGAGUCUUGCCACAGGGUUAUCCCAUGAAAGGUUGAACAGCUGGCAUAGAUUGUUCGGGCGAAUUUUGUAUGCGUUGGUGGGUGCGCAUGUUCUCAUGUAUUUGAAUUUCUUUGUCCAGCAAAAUCUCCUGGCGAAGCGAAUUGGGGAUUGGGAUGUUCUUUGGGGGGUUGUUGCGUUUGUGGCGUUCAGUCUCCUUUGGGUGUUGAGUUUGCCUGGGAUACGGAGAAGGUGGUAUCAUUUUGUUUUCUAUCGGAGUCAUGUUGUUUUGAGUGCUGUUGUUGUGCUGGCUUUGUGGUGGCAUGUGCCGUAUACGAGAGUUUAUGUUGGACUGGCGGGGUUGGUUUGGGGGGCUGGUGCGGUGGUGAGGAGAUUUGGAGCUAGUGUUGUCGUCAACGCACAGUGUGAGGCGGUGGAGGGAACGGAGUUGGUGAAUGUGUUGCUUGAGGUUCCGAGAGAGUCUGCCCUCGCAACUGGUGGCCCAGGGCAGCAUUUGUAUUUACAUGCUGAGGGGUUUGGGCCGAGGACGCCAUUUACGAUUGCUGCGGUGGAGUACCAGAAGAAGGGUUUGGUGAGCGUGAGGCUUGUGGUUAGGAAUGUGGGUGGACCGCAGACACGGUCGAUUGCGGAUAUUGCUAAGAGUAGGGAGGUUAAGGAGCUCAGGGUUGAAGGACCGUAUGGAGGGUCUGGGAUGAGUUUGCCGGAAAUGGUGCAGCGAAGGGAAAGUGGUCCUGUUUUGAUGGUCGCUGGAGGUGUGGGAGCUACGUAUAUAAUCCCGAUUUAUAUUGCGUUGGUGGAGCAGCGGCGGUCUACAGCUGGGAAGGAUGCGAUGGUCAGAAUGAUCUGGGUGGUUAGGAGGUUUGCUGAUGCUUCUUGGGGAAUCGAGAUGUUGAAAGGGAUUGGUGCUGAAUUGGAAGAGUGUGGUGUCGACGUAUAUGUCACCCGUGGGAGUGUUGGGUUUGAUGUUGAGAUGGAGGAGCAGAGGUCACCGGAGCUCACGAAACAUGGUGUGUCGGUUCAUAAAUUGGGGAGGAGGCCCGAUCUGGAGCCGAUGAUCGAGGGGUUCUUCCCUGUGAGUGCGGGUGGAAGCAGGGUGAUGCCUAGUUCGGAUCCGCGCUUGUAUGCCCUAGGUGAAGCGAGGAGGAGGCAGAUGGCUCUGGAGGAGGCGACCGUCUUUGUCUGUGGACCUGGGUCGCUGGCCAACGACGUGAGAGAGGUCGUUGGGCGGCAGGUCAUGGAGGAGGGCAGGAAGGUGAAAUUGAUUGAAGAAGUGUUUGGAUUCGGAGGCACCUAGAUUUUAUAUGCUACGAAGUUGAAGGCUUGGUAAUGGCAGACAAGAAAACGAUAGAACUUGCACCGUAAGUGGCCUAGAUCGGCGAGCGCACACGAGCUUGAUAUAGAGGAAACGAUAGAUAUUCUAG